AUGAAACAUAUAUUUAUUUUUAGAAUGGCUCACAGUUCUCAAACAUAUGGGUCCAUGGAUCAACGGACAGAUGUACCUGAUGUAGGAUUUAGUCCUACUGAACUUUAUAGUCUCAGUGAAAAUAUUACCACUAACAUAUAUACAAUUAAUACAAGUUGGAGGACACUUGAACGUGCAUAUAAAAAUAUUGGAACCAAUAAAGAUAAUCAGGGUCUAAGAGAUGAGGUGCAUGUUACACAAUUAAGCACAAAUCAAGUAGUAACACAAACAAGCAAAGACAUUGCAAGACUGACAGUGCUAAUGAGGCGAGGUGAUAAAAAACUGAAGUUACAAAUUGAGAAACUCACCACUGAUUUUAAAGAUGCUUUGCAAAGAUAUUCAGAUAUGCAGAAGUCAAUUGCAGAAAAAAUGAAGAGACAUAUUUUGCUUACAACUAGUAUAGAAAAUCCUGAUGAAGAAGAACAUCAACGUUCACUUCAAGCUCAAGAAGAUGAAUACAGACAAAUACAAAGGAAUCUUGAACAAGAAAAAGGCUUACUAUCAGACAGAGAAGAGAGGAUAAUGAAAAUCGAAGGUGAAAUUUUGGAUGUAAACCAAAUUAUGCGUCAGUUGGCAAUACUCGUACAUCAGCAAGGAGAGACGAUUAAUACAAUAGACAACAGUAUAGAAAAUGUACACGGAAAUGUUGAGUUGGGAGCACAAGAUUUAAUCAAGGGAAAUAAUUACCAAAGUAAAUAUCGACGAAAAGUUUUUAUCUUAUUGUUACUCGCAAUCAUAGUCGUUGUUAUAUUAAUUAUUGUUCUAGUCACUAAAUUAAGUUAGCGCUCCUAAUAAUCGUAGAUACUGUGAGCAUAUGAAAAAGGUUGUCUCAAUCUAUCUUACUGAUCAUAGAACUAAUAUUGUGGAAAAAUAUAAAUUGCCAGUUUAUAUAUCAGACAUGCAAUAUGGGGAGAGGAUAGACUUAUUUUAUAUUCAUUUAUAAAUUGAUUAACAUAAUUCAAGCGUAUUAUGCUUGUUUACGUUCGAAUUUGUAAAACACAUUACACUGUUCU
Messenger RNA from Eufriesea mexicana, 1052 nucleotides. RefSeq names its product syntaxin 13 (gene Syx13). Gene Ontology annotation, cellular component: SNARE complex; membrane; endomembrane system. Gene Ontology annotation, biological process: intracellular protein transport; vesicle-mediated transport; vesicle fusion. Lineage: Eukaryota; Metazoa; Arthropoda; Insecta; Hymenoptera; Apidae. Bases 1 to 822 code for a protein of 273 amino acids. Gene Ontology annotation, molecular function: SNAP receptor activity; SNARE binding. The record is from RefSeq and is a predicted model, not a curated record. The transcript is spliced from 5 exons.